AUGGCGGCGGAGAGAGACAGCCGCUCUCUCCAACCCAGAGCCGGGGCAGCAGUGUAUGGCAGCCUAACCCUCCCCCCAGGACUGGCGGGGGUUAUCCCAGUCCACCACCCUAAAGCAACCGGGCAUGGGCAGACCCACACUACACACCCGCUGGAACGACACCCCGACACCCUGAACAGCGCAAUGGCGGACGCUACGCAUGCAGUGAAGUGUGACACCGAAGUGCUGGACUAUUCAGCCAGGCUGAACACCAUCUUUGAAGCCUUUUGGGCGAAGCUAGAGAGCCGGGCUUAG
Messenger RNA from Pelobates cultripes (western spadefoot toad), 294 nucleotides. Lineage: Eukaryota; Metazoa; Chordata; Amphibia; Anura; Pelobatidae. The record is from the annotation of a GenBank genome assembly.